CUUUACUUUACUUUACCGUUUGAAUCGCGACCGUUCGCACGCUCUUUCCUUUGACUCUGUCCUCGGCGGUUCUUCCUCCGAUUCUUUGCUCCUUUUGGAAGGGAGAGAGAGAGAGAAAAUUGCGAUAAAAACAAAAACCAGAAACAGACAAAUCAAAUCAAAAGAAAAAAAAAACAAAAUCAAAAUCAAAACCAGAUAUCAAAAAGGGAAACAAUUAUUUUUUCUGCGUUCAUCAAAAUAAAAAAGUGCAAACAAACGAAAAUUCUAGUGCAAAAAGAUAUCAAAAGAAAGAGAUAACCACUAAAAUAAAAAUAUACAACAAAUCUGUGUAAGCCAGUUAUACACACCUUAAAGCGUCCUGCAGGAAGGACUUCGUACACGUUUCACUCGGAUCGACUACCUUCGGAUUAUUCCUCAACAGCAGCCGAAGUACCGGCAACAACAAACAACAAGAACUGAAAAAAAAAAUAUCCAUUUGCGGGAAUUGAAAAACAAAAUUCUCGCAGAGUUCUCUAAAACGAAUCUUGAGAGCCAAAGAACCAUCGAAAAACAAAAAACAUAAUGGGAGAACUCGAGGAGAAGGAAACGCCACCGACAGAGACAACGGCCGCACAGCAGGAGACGCUGGAGGAGCCCAAAGAGACGGACAAGAUGCUGGACAGCAAGAAGACCGAGAAGACGCCCAGUCCGCAGUCAUCGAAGCCGGCCACCCCCAAUGCGGGCAAGAAGUCGCCGGUGGGCGAAAAGACGACUGAAGAGAAGGGACAUGAGAUCAUUGACAUUCCCGAGGAGAAGGAGAAGCCACAGCCGACGGAGGGCAGCGGUCCGGCAGAGGAGAAGAAAAUCAGCAAGGAAGAGCGCGAGGUGAAGCCCAAGAAGAUACCCAUCGGUGGCCUCAAGCUGCCGGGUUUCUUUAUGAAAAACAAACCCAAGGCAGAGGGCGAUGGCGCCGAGGGCGAGCUGCUCGAAAAGGAUGCAGAGGACAAGGACAAGGAGGCGACGGCAGUCAAUGGAGAUGCCGCCGCUGCAGCAGCAGCAGCAGAGCCCAAGCCGCGUCCUGGCCUGGGACAGCGUCUCAGGAGCUUCUUUGUGCGCAAGCCAGGAGCCGAAAAGGAGAAGAAGGCGCUCGUAAAUGGAGACGCGGAUGCCAAGUCGGAAGCCACUGCUGAAGCUGCCGCCGCGGAGGACGUAGCAGCCGUGGAUCCGCCACCGAAGCGAGGACUCUUGAAUGCCAUCAAACUUCCGAUUGCGAAUAUGAUCCCCAAGCAGCGAAAGAACGGCGACGAUGUGGAGAUGGGGCUGGGCGGCAAGGCAGGCCUCGCCUCGAUGGAGACUCUGGAUGAUUCGCUCAAGGAUCAGGACACGGUGGAUCGUGCACCCGUCAAGAAUGCCAAUGGCACGGAUGACAUCAAAAGUGAACUGAAGGACGAGAAACUGGCCGCAGAACAGAAGCUCGCCGCCGAAGAGGACGAACGCGAUCGUCCCAUUUCGCUGUUGCAGCGCCUCCGUGGCUACAAAUGCAGCGUGGACGAUGCUUUGAUUGCCUUCGGCAUCCUGUUGUUUGUGCUGCUCCUCGCGGUGAUUGGAUAUGUGCUGACACACGAGACUUUGACCUCUCCCCCGUUACGCGAGGGUCGCUACAUUCUCGCCGUAACAGGCUGCGGGCCCGUGGAGGGGGUCAAGGAGGAUGGAGCCUUUGCCUUCCGUGGCAUACCCUAUGCCAAGGCGCCCGUGGAUGAACUGCGCUGGAGACCCGCACAGUUGAUCGACAGCAUCGACGGCUGCUGGAACGACACGCUGCAGACGCACAACAGCAGCGUCGUGUGCACUCAGCGACUGGGCAACGGCACCACUGUGGGGGACGAGGAUUGCCUCUUCCUGGAUGUGGUGACGCCCCAUGUGCGCUACACGAAUCCCCUGCCCGUGGUGGUGCUCAUUGGCGCCGAGUCCCUGGCGGGGCCAUCGCCUGGCAUACUGCGUCCCUCGGCCCGCUAUUCCCGCUCCCAUGACGUGAUCUUUGUGCGCCCGAAUUUCCGCCUGGGCAUCUUUGGAUUCCUCGCCUUGGAAUCGCUCACGAAAGAGGCGCACCCAAGGACCUCUGGCAACUACGCUCUCACCGAUAUCAUUGCUGUACUCAAGUGGAUCCAAUUGAAUAUCGUUAACUUUGGAGGCGAUCCCAAGUCCGUGACUCUUUUGGGACAUCGUGCGGGCGCCACUCUGGUCUCUGCGCUGGUGAGCUCCCCCAAGCUCAAGGAUCUGUACACACGCGCCUGGUCCUCCUCCGGAUCGGCCAUAUUCCCCGGCAAGCCCCUGGCAGAGGCGGAGAAGCUUAAUCAGCAGUUGAUGGUCACCCUGGAUUGCAGCGAUGUGGGAUGCCUGCGCGAUGCCUCCAGCGAGAAACUGUGGGCCGCCACACCCGACACUUGGCUGCACUUCCCCCAGGAUCUGCCCCAGCCGCAGGAGAUAAACAGCGGCAGCCGUCACGAGUGGUUGGUCCUGGAUGGAGAUGUGCUGUUCCAGCAUCCCUCGGAGUCGUGGAAGCGCGACCAGGCCACCGAGCAGCCGCUGCUGGUCGUGGGAGCCACCGCCCAUGAGGCGCACACCGAGAAGCUGCGCGAGCUGCACGCCAACUGGACGAAGGAGGAGGUGCGCGAGUACUUGAACAAUUCGCAAAUCGGAGCCCUGGGCCUCACCGAUGAGGUGAUCGAACGCUACAAUGCCACGAACUACGCCGCUCUGGUGUCCAUCAUCACGGACAUACGCACCGUUUGCCCGCUACUGACGAAUGCCCGCCUCCAGCCGAGCGUACCCUUCUAUGUGGUGACCCAGGGCGAGGGCGAGGAUCAGCUGGCGACAGUGGAUGCCGAUGUGCAGGCCAUUCUGGGUCGCUAUGAGCCCCACACCGUGGAGCAGCGUCGCUAUGUGUCGGCCAUGCAGCAGCUCUUCUACUACUAUGUAUCGCACGGCACGGUGCAGUCGUUCGAGCCACGCCGAAGGGUGAUCAAUGUGGGGCAGGAUGCACAGCCGCAGGAGGACUACGAGCAUUGCAAUUACUGGAUUAGCAAGGAUAUAGUGCCGCGCUAUGCGCGCAUCGAUUGAGGAGGAGCCGAUUAAGAAAAACCAAAAGCAGAUAAACCCCCCUCCCCCCCCCCCCCCUUCUUUCUCCCAAACCAAUUUUUUUUUUUAUUUUUUAGACUCUUGUAAAUGAUGAUGUCUACAUUUUCUCAAGGGGAUUCUCCGCUUUGAUCUGAAUCUGAAUCUGAAUCCCUGAUGAAUGCAGACACCUUCUCCCUCUCCUCCUUCCUGUUAGGAAGGUUAGGUGUAGGAGCUCUAUACGUUUUGCAUUUAGUUUAGCCCUUAAGUGAAUCUAGUGUUUAUAUCUCUCUCUCUCUCUCGCUAUCUCUAUCUCUCUACCUCUCUCUGUCGCUACUGUAUAUUUAGUUGUCUUACAAUUUAAGUUACGAAGUUCUUUAAGUAUCUUAUAUAUCUCUAACCAUAUAAUACUAUACCAUAUACGAGACGAUCGAUACACGUAUUCUCUGAUCUUACACACCCACACACACACACACCCACACACACAAAUAACACAACACAAACCAUACACAAAAUAUAUUCAAAUUAUACUUGAAAAGUA
This is a messenger RNA of Drosophila miranda, 3634 nucleotides long. It is a transcript of the gene Nrt, whose product is annotated as neurotactin. NCBI's taxonomy places the organism in Eukaryota, Metazoa, Arthropoda, Insecta, Diptera, Drosophilidae. The record is from RefSeq and is a predicted model, not a curated record. The transcript is spliced from 3 exons. The coding region runs from base 562 to 3099 and encodes 845 amino acids.